Messenger RNA from Triticum turgidum subsp. durum (durum wheat), 261 nucleotides. The record is from the annotation of a GenBank genome assembly. NCBI's taxonomy places the organism in Eukaryota, Viridiplantae, Streptophyta, Magnoliopsida, Poales, Poaceae.
AUGGUGCCGUUCUCGGCCGCCGACGAGGCGGUAGGGUUGCCGGCAGACAUCGUGAACUUGUGCAGCAUCAAGACAAUGAAAGGACUGCAAGUGAACAAGACGGGUGCGUCCGGGCUGUUUUACAAGUUCCCACAUGAAUCCUAUUUCAGGAAAGGGGUGACCGGAGACUGGGUGAAUCAUAUGACACCAGAGAUGGCGCAACGCUUAGAUGCCAUUGUGGAGGACAAGCUCUAUGGAUCAGGUCUGUCUUUCAGUUCUUGA